Histoplasma capsulatum G186AR is the source of this 514-nucleotide messenger RNA. RefSeq lists its product as uncharacterized. The record is from RefSeq and is a predicted model, not a curated record. Lineage: Eukaryota; Fungi; Ascomycota; Eurotiomycetes; Onygenales; Ajellomycetaceae. The coding region runs from base 187 to 474 and encodes 95 amino acids. The transcript has 2 exons.
GUCCCACUUUCUUUUAGAGAAGAUAAUGUGAGACAAAUAACGAAUUAAUUUAUCCCAUGAAUUUAACGUUUCCUCCUUAAUACCAUCCUUACCUCUCUGAACCUGCAUCUCUCCAGCUCCCCGCCACCCCACCAACAAAGCCGUAUUGACUGGACACGAGCAUCUCCCAUUUCUUUCAUAUAUCAGAUGCCCCCUCUUCCACUAGCUGUUUCUCCCAGCGCGACAUCGCCUGAUCUAAUCGCCCAAAUAUCCACAAAUCUGUCCAACACCCUUUCGACCUUCGGGCGUGGCUCUGUUCAGUAUGCUGCCGUGCUGGAUAUGUUGAGAGGGGCUAUUCAGGAGCUAGAGAUGGAGGGGGGAGGGGAAGAGACGCAGGAUGUUACCGCUAUAAAUGGUGGUGGUGGUGAAGAAACAGCAAUAGUGAAUGUUAUUGAGGACCUGAGGAAGCUAUUGGAAAGGGGCUUGAAGGUUUAAUAUCUGAAUGUUUUAUGAAGAACGAUGAUGAAUGAUGAUG